AUGAGAGAUGCACAGGAUGUUACACUGAACGAGGCUGGUGUGCGCCAGAGCUGGGUCGAGUACGACUGGCAAAGACUUUUGGAACACAAGGCAUCUGCUGUGUUCACUGAUGCACCGCCCUGGCUGCUAUACAAGGUGCAAAAACUCCGACCGGCGUGCCAAGCAGGAUGGGAAAUGCUGCUCUUUGCUCGCCUCUGUGUCGAGGAGGCCGUUGCCUGCCGGGCGAAUCGAGCCAAAGGGCGGGGUGGUGCACGGCCGCUAACAAUCGGGGAGAUCGAAUGUAAUUGGUUGGCACAUCCUGGCGAGUUCGGCCUGCGCGAGCUCUUGCUCAUGCGGUGGGGAGAUCUGAGCAUUGCGCAACUGCAGGACGCAAUGGCAGAUGCCAGGCGUCAUCACCGUUCAGAAGGUCUUCUGGUAGAGAUAAAGUUCUAUAGCGAAGUAUUGCGGGUCGUUUGGCUUGCAGUCGCGGCUGGCAGGAUCGGCGAGACUGUUCACAUUAUCACGAGUCGUGACCAGGUUUCCGCAACGCACGCGCUGCAAAUGGCCAGCGCUGGGGCAGCAGAUCUCCCGUUCGACCCUCCAGACUUCCAAGGGUCCUGGGCUGGCAAGGACGGUUGGCAACUGCACUGUGGACUGGGGACAGUGGAGGAUAAGGAGGGCCUUAUCAUUGUUGACGACUCUGUGAUAUUUCUCAAGGCUUGCGCGUCGAAGCUGAAUCUGGCUGCGGCGCGCCUGUAUCUGGCAUCAUGGGGCUAUGUGAGUCACAGACACUGGGCAGACGGCCGAUCUGGACUUCCAAGAGUGAAAGAGCUCUCGGGUGCCGAAGACCUUGCUGCAGUGCUGCCUGCUGAGCCUCGGCUGGACGAGUCCAUGCGGUAA
Molecule: messenger RNA, 879 nt
Organism: Symbiodinium sp. CCMP2592
Lineage: Eukaryota; Dinophyceae; Suessiales; Symbiodiniaceae
Source: the annotation of a GenBank genome assembly